ACACUACCUCACCACCUCACCACAUUACGCUACACUACCUCACCACACUAUGCUACACUACCUCACCACACUUCGCUACACUACCUCACCACACUUCGCUAUACUCUCUUACCACACUAUGCUACACUACCUCACUACACUAUGCUACGCUACCUCGCUACACUACAUCACCACACCAUGCUACACUACCUCACCACACUAUGCUACACUACCUCACUACACUAUGCUACGCUACCUCGCUACAUUACCUCACCACACUUCGCUACACUACCUUACCACACUAUGCUACACUACCUCACCACAGUACCACCACACUACCUCACCACGCUACCUCGCCACAUUACCUCACCACACUACCUCACUACACUACCUCACCACACUACCACACCUCACCACACAUUACUACUUCACCGCACUACACGCUACACUUUUCCCUUUCUAGACCUCUCAAUCUGGUGUGCUUCAAGUCUGGGGUGUGCAGGCUUUUGUUCCAGACCAGCACUAACACAACUGAUUCAACAAAUCAAAAGUCUUGAUGUGAAGUUGAAUAACUGCAUUGGGUGUAUUAGUACUGGGCCGGACUGAAAGUCUGUGGACUGAAGAACAGUGCUUUAAUCCUAGACUCGUCACCUUGCCACACAUAACUGUCUAGUCACUGAAGCUGGAGUGUCUGUCCUUUGAAGAUUAACUUGAGCAUGGUUAGACUUGAGCAUUCGUAUUAAGCAAAAAAAAUUAUAAUGGUUAUUCUGAAACCUUCCCUGCUGGUAUACAGUUGACUCAUUGAUAAAGUAGUGAAUGGUAAUGACCCAAAUGGCACCCUAUUCCCUAUAUAGUGCACUGCAUUUGUCCAGAGCCCUAGGGUGCCUGCUCUUUAAUGCCAUAAUCCACUAUUAUGUCAUGUGUGUGUGUGUGUGUAUAUGAGUGAGGAGUCCUAGCUAACUGCCCUCUCUGUUCUCCCCACAGGGGGGGUGCAGUGUCUCUGGCCCAAGUGUCACAGACAGUGGGAGGAAUAUCAUCUUUAGCCGCUAAUCCCUGCAAAUUCGAGGAGAGAAAAAGUGCCAGUGUCACUAUAGGCCUUAAGAGCCAGAGAUGAUUCAUUCUAAACCUCAAAGUGAAGGAUAACAAGUGGCCCAGACUCCUGUGACCUCUCAUCCCACCACCUCCUCCUUCACCUUCACUCUGUUCGAGUCAUUUCCUCUAACCUCUAAACUGUGUAACGUUCUCCAUUCCCCCCGGCUGGUUCAAUCUAUGCAGACACAGACUGACUGGAUGACCAUCUGGACCUAUGUAAAUCAACACGAAGACAACAAACCAACCAGCAGAGAGGCCUUGAAGACGGACUCUCCUGGAUACUGCCUGAGAUGUCAGAUGCUACUCUGGAUGGGGCUGGAGGCUGUAGGCUGUUAGGCUAGCUAGGCCAUGCUGCUCCCUGUGCCUUCCUCCUCUCCCAUGCUGCUUCCAGGAGACCUACGGGCUACAAACAUCAUUAUCGUCACCGUCAUCUUCAUCACUCACCAAUGCCACAGGAAGUACGGUGCCUAGGAGGGGACUGACUGAACCUCAACUAUUACGGACAGAGUGAACUGGAAACACACACACACACACACACACACACACACACACACACACACACACACACACACACACACACACACACACACACACACACACACACACACACACACACACAGCCCCUUCAGCUGUGGAACAGACAAAGACAGAAGGCAAAGAGAUACUAAGCACUGAGAGGAGGGUGGGAUUAUGGCUGCCGAGAGUCUGACCGAGCUCCGUGAUUGGCUCUUUCUGCUCCUCCUGUGCCUGACUCUAUUGGCCGAGAUGCUGGAGUUGGCGGCGGCAGCAGUUGCCAUGGAGGAAGGCGAGGAAGACUUCCCGUGCCCGUCAGUGUGCCGGUGUGACGAGGGCUUUGUUUACUGUAACGACCGGAGCCUGAGCAUGAUCCCUCCUCUACCGUUAACAGCUACUGUUCUCUACCUACAGAGCAACCGGUUGGCCAACUCCGGCCUGCCGGCGUCGUUAGAGCGCAGCAGUAGUAUCCGUGUGGUCUACCUUUACGCCAACCAACUAGACGAGUUUCCUAUACACCUGCCGCCGUCGCUACGGGAACUACACCUGCAGGACAACAACAUUCGGACGUUGCCGCGCACGGUAUUGGCCAGGUUACCGUUGCUAGAGAGGCUACACCUGGACGACAACUCCAUCUCCACGGUGAGCAUUCAGGAGCGGGCCUUCUCCGGUACGCGGCGGCUGAGGUUACUCUUCCUCUCACGGAACCACCUGUCCAGCAUCCCAGCUGGCCUCCCGGCUUCUUUAGAGGAGCUGAGGUUAGACGACAACCGCAUCAACACCAUCCCCACCCACGCCUUCCGGGGCCUGGCCUCACUGAGACGCCUGGUCCUGGACGGGAAUCUCCUGGCCAACACCCGCAUCGCCGACGACACCUUCUCCCGCCUGGCCAACCUCACGGAGCUGUCGCUAGUCCGCAAUGCCCUGCAGGCCCCACCCAUCAACCUGCCCAGCACACACCUGAUGAGGCUGCACCUGCAAGACAACGGACUGAUUCACGUGCCUCGGGGGACCCUGGACGGGAUGAGGAGGCUGCAGCGGCUGGAUCUGUCAGGGAACAACCUCACCACUCUGCCCCGGGGGCUGCUGAGGGACACGGACGGCCUGGAGCUGUUGCUGCUCCGGGGGAACCCCUGGUACUGUGGCUGCAACCUGCACUGGCUCCACGCCUGGCUGUAUGGCCGCGGGGCGGCGGUGACAGUACGGGGCCUGACCUGCCACGGACCGGAGGCGGUGCGAGGCCAGGCCCUCAGGGACCUCUCUGGGCUCAUGGACCAGUGUGAAGGCCCCCCAGGAGGGGUGAACAGUGUGGGGGGUAGAGGAGGAGGUGUCACUAGUACUACCACCUUUCCCCCCACCCAGGGCUCUCUGUUCACCCUCAGAGCCAUACGGCCGGGCCUGGUGAAACCAUUACCACCGGGAGGAGAGGCGGGGGGUCAUGCCUCACACAACGCUUUAGAACUCACCGUGAAGCCUCUGUCGGCGGACAGUGUGCAGGUGACGUGGCUGUGCCCGCGGCCGGCGCCCUCCUUCCGGCUGUCCUGGCUGAGGCUGGGCAGCAGCGCCGCUCUGGGUUCCAUCACAGAGACGCUGGUACCCGGGGAGAGACAGCAGUACCUACUAACCCAGCUCACGCCACGAUCACACUAUCUCAUCUGCCUUCUCCCCCUGCGCUCCACCUCCUCCCACUCUGGAGGGUCACAGAGAGGACAGCAACAGGAAAAGGACACAAUAGACCAGAGCCCCGUCUGCUCUCAGAUAGAGACGGGGGAGGCUCUGCGCCCCGAGGGGGGAAAUGGGGGUGAGGACUCGGACACAGAGAUGGCAGCCCUCCCCCUGGCCGAGAUCAUUGGCGGAGCCACAGCCCUAGUCUCCCUCAUACUCAUCUUCGGCAUCUUCUGCUGGUAUGGCCAGCGCACCGGGUAUGUCUCCGGGGAAACAGACUCCUAUGGGGUCAGAGGUCAGCGCGUGGUCGGGAAGCCGUACGAUGACUACGUGGAGUCGGGUACUAAGAAGGACAGCUCCAUCCUGGAGAUCAGGAGCCCCGGCUUCGCCAUGACGCCCAUGACGACCCAUCAGCCACUGCAACCCAAAGGAGGUGAAGAUGUGACCUACGUGCACACCAUCUUCCCCUCAUCGCACGGUAACGGCACCUACCGAAGCAACCAGAGUCACAAUGGCAUCAUCACCCAACUGGGUCACACGGCAGGCUACGGGACCAACCAGGGUUACCGGGAGCAAGGGAUGAUCCCGGAUAUAGACUACUCCUACACGUGAUGACAUCCACUCAGACACACUUCUCCCACCCCCACCGGUUGGAUGCCGUUCUAAGGAUACGGUUCCAGCAGGCGGUUGGUUGGUUGGUUGGUCUCCUUGGUUCCAAAGUACCCUCUGUGCCUCCUCACUUCUGCUCUGAAUCUUAUUUAUCUGUUACUGGCUGACUGGCUUGGGUUGCUGUGUCCCCACAGGGCCACCCCACAUACAUGUUUGCUGGGUGACAGAAGUGUUUCAGUGCUUCUCAUGUUUAUACAUUGUUUUGAGGUCUCAGUAUCUUUACAGCUACUGUACUCUUCCUUCUAUUCCAUAAAAGACCGUUAGUAGUUUGAGGUGGAUGUUUAGGCGUAGGCAGACGCUAAAAGGCAAAUAUAUUCCAGAGAGAAACACUUUUGUAGACUGCUACACUAUAUAUACAAAAGUAUGUGGACACCCUUUCAAAUGAGUGGAUUCGGCUAUUUCAGCCAUACACGUUGCUGACAGGUAAAAAAAUCAAGCACACAGCCAUGAAAUCUCCAUAGACAAACAUUGGCAGUAGAAUGGCCUUCCUGAAGAGCUCAGUAACUUUCAACGUGGCACCGUCAUAGGAUGCCACCUUUCCAACAAGUCAGUUCUUCAAAUGUCUGUCCUGCUGGAGCUGCCCCGGUCAACUGUAAGUGCUGUUAUUGUGAAGUGGGAAUGUCUAGGAGCAACAAUGGCUCAGCCGCAAAGUGGUAGGCCACACAAGCUCACAGAACAGGACCGCCAAGUGCUGAAGCACGUAGAAAUGGUCUGUCCUCGGUUGCAACACUCACUACAGAGUUCUAAACUGUCUCUGGAAAGCAACGUCAGCACAAGAACUAUUCGUCGGGAGCUUCAUUAAAUGGGUUUCCAUGGCCGAGCAGCCGCACACAAGCCUAAGAUCACCAUGCGCAAUGCCAAGUGUCGGCUGGAGUGGUGUAAAGUUUGCCGCCAUUGGAGUCUGGAGCAGUGGACUCGAGAGUGAUCACGCUUCACCAUCUGGCAGUCCAAUGGACGAAACUGGGUUUGGCAGAUCUCAGACGAACACUACCUGCCCCAAUGCAUAGUGCCAACUGUAAUGUUUGGUGGAGGAGGAAUGAUGGUCUGGGGCUGUUUUUCAUGGUUCGGGCUAGGCCGCUUAGUUCCAGUGAAGGGAAAUCUUUACGCUACAGCAUAACUGGCAACUGGCCUGCACAGAGCCCUGACCUCAACCCCAUCGAACACCUUUGGGAUGAAUUGGAAUGCUGACUGCGAGCCAGGCCUAAUCACCUAACAUCCGUGCCUGACCUCUAAUGCUCAUGACUGAAUGGAAGCAAGCCCCCACAGCAAUGUUCCAACAUUUUGUGGAAGUCCUUCCCAGAAGAGUGGAGGCUGCAAAGGGGGGACCAACUCCAUAUUAAUGCCCGUGAUUAUGGAAUGAGAUGUUUGACGAGAGUGUGUCCACAUACCUUUGGUCAUGUAGUGUAUACAACUACCUACUUCUGUAUUUGCUGAGUAGACACACGGGUAAGGGUUUGAUGGUAAUAGUCACAACAACUCAUCACUGACUGACAGAAAAUAUAUAUGUUCCUAUCUUAGACCUCUACUUUUCUCUUUCCCCUCCUGUUUUUAUAUUUUAUUUCUCUGUUUAUUUUGUGCUGCAGAGAGAGAGAGAGAGAGAGAGAGAAUGAGAGCGAGAUAACUUUGUUCUAGCUGAGAAGAGCUGAUAGCAGCUCUGAGGGACAGGGGCUCCUACUGCAGCGAUGUCCGCCCGGGGACUCUAGUGAGAGGGAGAGAUAGGAGUAAGCAUAGGGAGGUUAAAAAGAGAGACAGAAUAAUUGAGGAAGAUAAUAAAAGAGGGAAAGGGUGAAAAGGAAGAAUAUAGGCCCUGAUCCUUCGAGAGAGAUAAAGAGAGAGGGAGAAAAAGUAGGGAGCGAGAUAGACAAAAGAGGAGGGAGAGUGAAGAGGGAGGGAGAAAAAGUAGGGAGCGAGAUAGACAAAAGAGGAGGGAGAGUGAAGAGGGAGCGCAAAGGGAGGACUAAUGGCAGAGGGAAACAGUGAAAAGGGUAGGAAUAUAGCUAGGACCUCAUCCAAAACCUGCUACUUCUUAACAGGACCAGUUCAUUUCUACUUGACCUAUUAUUGAUAUUUUAGUACAGGAAGGGGCAGACAGUGAAAAGAGUGUAUUCAUCAAACGUGCCCAUCUUUAAAGAGAUAAAAUUGUUAUUACAAUUACAAUUGUUAUUACAAUAAUUCAACAUAUUGGCAUUUCCCUUAACAUACAGAACACCAAUAUUAAAGGAUAUAUCCUUUUGCUUAUUGCAUGUCAUCAUAAUAUGAAUGGCAAAGGCAUGUUAACUGGACAAUCAUACAGAAAUGUCUGCAAUCAAAUUAAGUAAAUCAAGCAAAAGGCAUUUUCUAUUGGUUGCUAUCAGGAAAGAUGAAGGGAAAAGCAUGUGUUUACAGUGAUGUACCCAUUCAGCACGCAAACAUCUGAACACAGCAAGCUGUAAUAGCCGUACCAUUACAGCUACUUAGUAUCUACUUAGUAUCUACUUAGUAGCUCUGUGUGCAUCAUAGUCAGUCAUUCAGAUCCAGCGAGACAGUCAGGUCACAGGUGGGGGGGGGGGGGGAAGAGUUCCGUAGAAAUCAUGGAUGAACCAAACUGCAGCACUGUGCAUCUAUGCACUCUAAUCACACACUCUGAAGUGUAUUUCUGUCACUCUACGUAUAUUAUAACAAUGUUCUGGCCUCUCAAUCACAACUGAAUCACAAUGGAGAGAAGAGUAAAGAGAGUGAUGGGAAAAGGAGGGAGAGAAAGAAAAGAGUGUUUGAGUGAGUUAUGUAUACACUAUAGUUUUUAUUAUAAACUGGGUGGUUCGAGCCCUAAGUGCUGAUUGGCCACGGGUAUGACAAAACAUGUAUUUUUCCUGUUCUAAUUACAUUUGUAACCAGUUUAUAAUAGCAAUAAGGCACCGAGGGGGUUUGUGGUAUAUGGCCAAUAUACCACAGGAGUUUUUCCAGGCGCUCCGCGUUGCGUCGUACAUAUGAACAGCCCUUAGCCGUGGUAUAUUGGCCAUAUACCACACCCCCUCGUACCUUAUUGCUUAAAUAUACCAUGCUAAACUUAAUUAGCCUUGUGUCUUUUUCCAAUCCAAAACUCCAGUGGGAAAAGCAUUCUGGGGGAAGAGAAAAGAUCUAGAGCCUUCUUUAGGUCUUAGAAACCUUUCCUUUCAAUACGCUCAGCUUUUCACAAUGUCUUAUGUAUAAAUCUAAACAGUGAGAACUGUUUGUUUGGUUUCUUUGAUUUUCUAUGCGAAUAAAAAAAAUAUAUUGGUUAAAC
Molecule: messenger RNA, 7180 nt
Organism: Oncorhynchus kisutch (coho salmon)
Lineage: Eukaryota; Metazoa; Chordata; Actinopteri; Salmoniformes; Salmonidae
Product: leucine-rich repeat transmembrane protein FLRT1-like
Exons: 3
Coding region: 1762-3861 (699 amino acids)
Molecular function (GO): protein binding
Source: RefSeq, a predicted model, not a curated record